CCUCUCCUCCCCCGUCCCCGCGCGCGAUCCAACCCGGCCAUAAGACGCCACCUCCCCGCAUCUAUCGCCACCUUAUCAUCUCGCCUCCAACCCCGACGAGAGCCAGGCACCUACCUGCUGCGGCGGCCCAGAGAGAUGGACGGCCGGCGGCCGGAGAUGCGGCGGACGAUGACGCUGUCCGAGCAGCUGUCCACGCCCGACCCGGCCAUCCGCGACUUCCUCAAGAUCCCCCACGACGCCGACGUCGGCGAAGGCAAUAGCACCUCGGUCGGCGGCGGCAGCGACAGGACGACCGGCUGGAAGCCGCUGCGGGACCGGCUCCGGCUCCGGCGCGCGGUGGGCGCCUGGCAGAAGCCUAAGCCCGGCGCGGCCGCGGCCCACGCCCGGACGAACAGCGGCGACGUCGGCAACAUCAGCAGCGCCAAUAACCGCAGCAACAAGUACAACUACAGCCCCGGCGAGGCGGCGGCGGCGUUCUCCCGCACCUUCUCCCGCGCACCCUCGCUCCGGGCGCCCUCGCUUAAGUCGACGCCCACGUUCUCUCGCGUCGCGUCCACCCGGGUCGGCCCCGCCUCCGGCUCCCGCUCCAGCUCCAGGCGCCCUGCGACGCAGGACUUCCGCGACGUCGACGGGGAAGACGAAGAGGACGACGACGAGGAGGAGGAGGAGGACGACGACGAGGAGGAGGAAGAGAAGGAGGAGGCGCCCGCGGCGCAGAUGUCGCUGAUGGCGCUGCUGGGGCAGACGGACGACAGCCAGUGGGACGACGACGAAGACGAGGAGGAUGGCGGCGGCGGCGCGCGCAAGAAAGGUGAGGGCGACGACGACGAGGACGACGGCGAGGGGCGGGAGGAGGAGAUGGUGCACGUGUGCUGCGUGUGCAUGGUGCGGCACAAGGGCGCCGCCUUCAUCCCCUGCGGCCACACCUUCUGCCGCCUCUGCUCCCGCGAGCUCUGGGUCAGCCGCGGCAACUGCCCGCUCUGCAACGGCUUCAUCCAGGAGAUCCUCGACAUCUUCUGACGGAUCGAGCUCGCCGCCUUCAUUGUUUAUUUAUCUUCUACUAGGCCCUUGUACGUACGUCCAUGGAAUCAUCGCCGUCGAUCACCAUCGUCUUGCUCUGCUUCCUAUCCUAGACGAGGAUGUGAGUGGCCGAUGCGCCACUCCGGAAUCUGUGAAACUGAAACUCGUAGAUGAAUUCGAUUUCGAGCUGGCCAACACCAAACUCUUACUUGGUGUUUGCUAUACUGCAUACAUUUUUUUUUUGUGAUGUCAUUGAUUGUUCAAGUAUGUUGUUACAGUAAGUUGCAAUAAAAUGGUAUAGUAUUACACAAUGUGUGGGUAUUUACGUAUAGUAUUUCAGAGUGGUUGUUAGGUUGACUAACCAGCACCAAAGAUAGCAAGAUAAGAGCGUAUGAUUCACAGGAAUUUCUGCAUCUACAUCCAACUAACCAGAGCAUCUUUUGUUUAGCUGAGGGCUGUCGCUCAUAGGAACCUGUAUAAUUGUAUCCCAGUUGGAAGUUGGAACUGAACUAUCAAAAUUGUUCCUGUCACCAUCUGAUUUGACGACAA
Molecule: messenger RNA, 1569 nt
Organism: Sorghum bicolor (sorghum)
Lineage: Eukaryota; Viridiplantae; Streptophyta; Magnoliopsida; Poales; Poaceae
Product: transcription elongation factor SPT5
Exons: 1
Coding region: 136-1020 (294 amino acids)
Source: RefSeq, a predicted model, not a curated record